CUUUAUCAGGGCGCUGCACAAUAGCCGAGCCCUGGGGGCCCUCCUCCAGCCGGGAGCGGGCGUGAAGAGGCGGGCGGCAGCAAGUUUGCAAAAGAGCUGGGAGCAGAAGCGGCAACCCCGUGCCGGAGUGGAGCAGCCUGGCGCUGAUUGCCUUCGCCGGCGCCUCGGUCGGGGGACGCUGCGAAGCCGAGGCGGGCUGCUGCUUGCCGUUCUUCCCCUGGGCGCCAAACUUUCCCGAAUGGGUUCUCCUCGGUGGAAGAGGCUGUGCCUUUUGUUGCUCAUCGGGUUGACUUUUUCCAUUAUCCUCUAUGGGCAUUACUACGCCACUCUCGAUUCUUCCACCAGUCCCAGGACUGCAACCAGGUUGCUACAGCAGGAGACAUUUGGGCGAGUACCUGCAGAAAUACCCCGAGGUGCCAAGAACCAUGGUCUGACCAGAGAGAACAUCAUAAAGGGAGGGAGCCCAACCAAAGAAACGUUGAAGCAAGAAGAUAUGAACCCUACCAAGAAGAAGUCUAGCUUGUGCCCCUGGUCCUUGAAGUCCAAAGUGAAGAUGGACCCCACGUUUGGAAAGCAAUUUGAUUUUAACAUUCCAGUACUGAUUUGGGAGCAGCACUUCACCCCAGAAACGUGGGACAGACUGAAGGAUCGCAAUGUCCCCUAUGGCUGGCAUGGGUUGGCAUAUGAAGUUAUCGCUUCCACAGUACAGCUCCUCAAUGACUCUGCCAACAGUAGGCUCUUUGCCACGACCAGGCCCCCCAACAGCUGCAUCCGUUGUGCUGUGGUUGGCAAUGGGGGAAUAUUGAAUGGAUCCCGCCAAGGCAAGGACAUAGAUGCUCAUGACUUUGUCUUCAGGCUCAAUGGAGCAGUGACUAAAGGCUUUGAGGAUGACGUUGGGACGAAGACCUCCUUUUACGGUUUUACAGUAAAUACCAUGAAGAAUUCUCUAAUUGCUUAUGCUGAAUAUGGCUUUACCAAGAUACCACAGGGCAAGGACAUACAGUACAUUUUCAUUCCCUCAGACAUACGAGAUUACAUCAUGAUCAGAUCUGCUGUCCUGGGCAUCCCUGUCCCAGAAGGUCAUGACAAAGGAGAUAAGCCACAGAAAUACUUUGGAUCCGAAGCAUCAGGAGGCAAGUUCAAGUUGCUGCACCCAGAAUUCAUGCACUAUCUAACAGAGAGGUUUUUAAGAUCUGAAAUAAUAAACACUCAGUUUGGGUAUCUCUACAUGCCGAGCACUGGUGCUGUUAUGCUUCUAACAGCUCUGCACACCUGUGAUCAGGUCAGCGCCUAUGGCUUCAUCACGGAGAAUUACAGAAAGUUCUCCGACCACUAUUAUGAGCGUGAGAAAAAGCCCUUGGUGUUCUAUGCCAACCAUGACAUGCUGUUAGAGUCUGAGCUGUGGAAGAGCUUGCACCGGGUUGGCAUCAUGAAAUUAUAUCAGCGAUGAAGUCGGCAUGUGCUCUUGGUUCCCUAGGCCUGAAAGCUUUCCUGUUCCACAGGAAUCCUCCAUCUGCCUUUAUGUAGGUCACGGGUGGAAUUGGUAACCUGCUGGUUCCAAAUGGAAAGCACCAUAGCAGCCACGUAACCUCUUAGAAGAAAGAUCUAUCCGUGGCUAAUAGCCAGCUUAGGCCAGAGAUACUGCUGCAGAAUCACACCAUUGCCAACUCCCUGGCUCAAACAGGCUGGGGCUAGAUAGAUGAUACGGAAACGAGCACAGUGGCAGCAGCUCAGGUGCUUAUGCUUUUCCUAGGAGAGGAUCAGUCUUUUGGCAACACUGACUCGGCCAAGUAUGGCAGUUCUUGGUAACACUCCACUUCUCGCCGAGGUGGUAUUCAGCCUACAAAAUUCACUGUAAAAUGGGACAAAGGAGCUGGAACACGUUGCAAUUGCCAGGAAAGCCAUGGUGAUGACCACAGAACUUUGCUCAUGUGGCAUUAAUGCAGUGAAAUGGCUGUGACAAAACCUCAGAAGAUGUCUAGAAGGCAGCCAGCUUACUAUUAUGGCCUUAUUGUUGGCCAGUAAGUUCUGAUUCUCUGAUCUGGAAACUGUUUUUGUUUUUGUGUGUGUGUGAGAGAGAGCACUAGCUGUCCAGCCAUGAAUGACAGAAUGUAUACUGAAGAGAGAACCCGAUAGUUUCAUCUCAGGGCCAGGUACACACUUUUUAGCCCCAAUUGUAGGGGAAAACUUUUUGAUACCCCUCCUUUAUACACCCAAGUGGCCUUCAGUGGCAGAUGGCCACUUCCUUUCCCUACAAGCCUGCUUGAAAAUGCUGUCCCCUAAGUUUAUCUUGGUGUUACAUAAAUAUGGAUGGUUCAUGUGAAAAUUUCUUUUGUGAUGGCUCUGAAGGCUUCUUCACAGACAGGCACCAACUCCUUCUCAUUGCAGGAAAAUAUUCUUUGUACUACAUUAGUUACUUACCCACCGAUACUGUCAUCUGGAGACUGGACUUGUGGUUGGAAACCACAAAUACUAAAACUGGACACCUAGUACUCCCACUAAGCACAAAAUGUCUGCUUAUGCUGUCCAGAAAUAAGCAUUCAGUGAGCAACAGGGCAGUUCGUCCAUGUGAUAUACAAUGGCUAGCCAUUAUCAGUUGUGUAAAAUAUGCACUAAAAAUCAGUGCCAGGGAAAGUUGAAUUAUGUAUAAAUUGUAUACAUUUGUAUAAAUUAUGCAAACUAAAUAAAAUUGCCUGUGUUUGUGUAA
Molecule: messenger RNA, 2707 nt
Organism: Eublepharis macularius
Lineage: Eukaryota; Metazoa; Chordata; Lepidosauria; Squamata; Eublepharidae
Gene: ST6GALNAC2
Product: ST6 N-acetylgalactosaminide alpha-2,6-sialyltransferase 2
Exons: 10
Coding region: 239-1450 (403 amino acids)
Molecular function (GO): sialyltransferase activity
Source: RefSeq, a predicted model, not a curated record